Molecule: messenger RNA, 3072 nt
Organism: Clarias gariepinus (North African catfish)
Lineage: Eukaryota; Metazoa; Chordata; Actinopteri; Siluriformes; Clariidae
Gene: snx14
Product: sorting nexin 14
Exons: 30
Coding region: 168-2981 (937 amino acids)
Biological process (GO): autophagosome maturation
Cellular component (GO): late endosome
Molecular function (GO): phosphatidylinositol-3,5-bisphosphate binding
Source: RefSeq, a predicted model, not a curated record
UCUCGGUAAUGCGUUAAUCUGCUUGAAAGGUUUGAAGUUUGUCAGCUGACCGGCAGUUACAGUAAAAUGUAGAAAUGUCCAGUUUCUAAAGGUUUUCAGUGAGUGAAUGCGGUGUCGAUCGUCCGGAGCGGCUCUGAUUCGCAGGAGGAGACUUUUAUCAGAUCCACAUGGCAGGUGUUAAAGUCUUCCUCGAGUCCCUUAGGAAGGGCCUGAAGGUGGACUUGAUUAGGGAAGUGUGCCGGCAGUACCCGUUCAUCUGCUUCGUGCUCAUCUCCAUGCUCUCCUCAACCAUAAUCCUCAACAGGUAUCUCCAUGUCUUGAUGGUAUUUUGGUUUUUCCUUGCUGGAGCGAUCACCUUCUAUUGCUCGCUCAGUCCCAGCAGCCUCGUGCCGAAUGUCCUUAUUCCCAUAAAGACUAAAGAGAAAGAACAGCAGCAGGAGCUCUUCCCACAGGGCCACAGUUGUGCAGUUUGUGGGAAGACCAAGUGCAGGCGACACAGACCAGCUCUUCUUCUGGAAAACUACCAGCCGUGGUUGGGAUUGAAGGUCUACUCGAAGGUGGACGCUUCCAUCGGAGAGGUGUUGGAGUUGGUCCUAGAGAACUUUGUGUAUCCAUGGUACAGGGACAUUACAGAUGACGAAGCCUGCGUGGACGAACUCAGGCAGACGUUUCGGUUUUUCGCCUCCGUUCUGGUUCGGCGAGCACAGAAGGCGAACGUUCCUUCUGCCAUCACAGGCAAAAUGUUGAAAGCAGCCAUGAAACACAUAGAGAUUGCUACUAAAGCACAGCAAAAAGUGGAUAAAAACCGGCCCUUGCAGCAGGUGGCGUUGGAGGAGUACGGCGCGGAUCUGCACGUGGCCCUGCGCAGUCGCCGGGACGAGCUGCUCUACUUACGCAAGCUCACGGAAAUGCUCUUUCCUUACGUCAUGCCACCUAAAGCUACAGACUGCAGAUCUCUAUCACUGCUGAUUCGAGAGGUCAUGACUGGCUCUGUGUUUCUCCCAACCAUGGACUUCAUGGCCGACCCUGACACAGUGAACCACAUGGUCCUCCUGUUCAUCGAUGACACUCCUCCCGAGUCAGCAACUGAGCCUUCGUCUGCACUGGUGCCCUUCCUGCAGAAAUAUGCAGACCCACGCAACAGAAAUCCCUCCGUGCUGAAGCUGGACCUGAAGGAGAUUCGCCAGCAGCAGGACCUGUUGUUCCGCUUUAUGAGUUUCCUCAAACAAGAAGGAGCCGUGCAUGUGCUGCAGUUCUGCCUCGCUAUAGAGGAAUUCAACGAUAAGAUCUUGUGCCCGGAGCUGAGUGACUCUGAGAUGCAGUGCCUGCACGCCGAGAUACAGAAGAUCUACGUGACGUAUUGCCUAGAGGAGAGCAUCGACAAGAUCAGCUUCGAUCCCUUCAUCAUCGAGGAAAUCCGCACCGUUGCAGAGGGCCCGUACCCAGACGUGGUAAAGCUGCAAAAGAUGACAUGUCUCUUCGAGGCUUACGAGCACGUCCUGUCUUUGCUGGAGAAUGUCUUUACGCCGAUGUUCUGCCACAGUGAUGAGUAUUUCAGAUACCUGCUGUGGGGUGUUGAAUCUCCUCCUAGAAAUGCCAAGCUAAACAGGAAUUUGAGUUUGGAUGAUUUAAGGAACCCACCCAAACGCGGCGAGUCGUUCGGGAUCAGCCGCAUCGGCAGCAAGCUGAAGGGCGUGUUUAGGAGCAGCACGCUGGAAGGAGCGAUGCCCCCUUCCUACAGCAUGGUCGAUGGAGAGGAGGACGUGGUGGAGGAGGCGACCGUGGUAGUGGAGGACGACUGUCCCGUCCCGGUGGAGGUGGUGGCUACUCCAGGAACGCAGCGCAACCUGACGGCGUGGAUCAUCUCUAUCCCCUUCGUAGACUUCUAUGACGACGAAGCCAAGAAAGAGCGCGUUCCUGUCUUCUGCAUCGACGUCGAGCGACACGACCGCGAGCAAGUGGGUCAUGAGACAGAACGCUGGUCAGUCUACAGGAGGUACCUGGAGUUCUACGUCCUCGAGUCCAAACUCACAGAGUUCCACGGUUCAUUCCAGGAUGCACAGCUCCCUUCUAAACGAAUAAUCGGACCAAAAAACUAUGAGUUUUUAUCCUCCAAGCGUGAAGAAUUUGAAGAAUACUUGCAGAACCUGUUGCGACACCCCGAGCUGAGCAACAGCCAACUGUUAGCAGACUUCCUCUCCCCUUACAGCAUGGAGACGCAGUUCCUCGACAAGAUGCUGCCUGACGUCAACCUGGGAAGGAUUUUCAAGUCGGUACCAGGGAAACUCAUCAAGGAGAAAGGACAGAACCUGGAGCCGUUCCUUCAGUCCUUCUUCAUGUCGUGUGAGCAACCGAGACCCAAACCGUCCCGCCCUGAACUCACUGUACUCAGCCCCACAGCUGGCAGCAAUAAAAAGCUUCACAAUGUUCUGUAUAAGAACAACGCGGCCCAAACGGACAGCACGGACAGGAAGCUGAAGCAGAACUAUUUUUUGGAGCAGAUGGAGCUGGAGGGAGUUUACGACUACGUGAUGUAUGUGGGACGCGUGGUGUUCCACAUGCCUGACUGGCUGCACCACGUGCUCUCGGCAGGCCGUAUACUCUGUAAGCAGACUCUGGAGGCGUACAUGGACCAGUACCUCCAGUACAAACUGGACCAGAUCCUACAAGAGCAUCGCCUCGUCUCAUUAAUCACUCUCCUGAGAGAUGCGGUGUUCUGUGAGAACAAUGAAGAGCGCUCACCGGAAGACAAACAGAGAAGAGCCAAGCAAACAUUUGAAGAGAUGAUGAACUACCUGCCAGAUAUGGUGGGGAGGUGUGUAGGAGAGGACAACAAGUACGAGGGCAUUCAGCUGCUCUUCAACUGCCUCCAGCAGCCUCUCCUUAACAAACAGAUCACUUACGUGCUGCUUGACAUUGCGGUUGAGGAGCUUUUUCCAGAGCUCAGUGCGAAAGAAAACCCAAGAAAGAGACAGAUGUAAAUAAAGAAUAAUCAGAGGCUGGCCGGAAAUUUUGACAUUCCAGUGUUUAUUAUUGCAGUGAUGAAAUAAAUAUAUUUAUUAUUCAUUUUAA